GGGGCGGGCUGAAAGUUGGAGCAAGCAGGAAGUGAACCGAGGGCCGCCCCGGGAGGAAACAGACUAGGCGAAUUCUGCUUCUGACAGGCCUGAGCCGCUGAGACAUGGAGGAGGCCAGUGGAGGUGGAGGAAAUGACCAAGUGCGGAACCUGCAGAAUGAGGUGGAGGGAGUCAAGAAUAUUAUGACCCAGAAUGUGGAGCGGAUUCUGGCCCGAGGAGAAAACUUGGACCAUCUCCGCAAUAAGACAGAGGAUCUGGAAGCCACAUCAGAGCACUUCAAGACAACAUCGCAGAAGGUGGCUCGGAAGUUCUGGUGGAAGAACGUGAAGAUGAUUGUCAUCAUCUGCGUGAUUGUUUUUAUCAUCAUCCUCUUCAUUGUGCUCUUUGCCACUAAUGUCAUCCCCUAAGUAACUUAGGGAACCCUUCUCACCCUGCCCUCCUCUUCGGGUUUACCCUCCAUGGUGGUCACCAGGAGGGGCCCUCUUUCCUGUCCUUCUCCACAGGGAAGCUGCUCAGUCCUCCAGCCCCUGACUCUGAGGCCCCUCUACCAAUUGUCUGCCCCAGGGAGUACCUUUGUCCCCCCCCCCCCCCCAAAGGAGAGAGCUGGACUGUGGCUGCAUUUCACGGGUCCUCAGAGUUGGUUGGAGAGACCCAGAGGGCCCAGCAUGUGGCUGGGACACUGACAGUGGCUGGUAGGCAAUAAAGAACCUUCAGUAUCCCUAA
Molecule: messenger RNA, 723 nt
Organism: Hipposideros armiger (great roundleaf bat)
Lineage: Eukaryota; Metazoa; Chordata; Mammalia; Chiroptera; Hipposideridae
Gene: VAMP8
Product: vesicle associated membrane protein 8
Exons: 3
Coding region: 105-407 (100 amino acids)
Biological process (GO): vesicle-mediated transport
Cellular component (GO): membrane
Source: RefSeq, a predicted model, not a curated record